This is a messenger RNA of Psilocybe cubensis, 1662 nucleotides long. RefSeq lists its product as uncharacterized. The transcript is spliced from 9 exons. The coding region runs from base 1 to 1662 and encodes 553 amino acids. Lineage: Eukaryota; Fungi; Basidiomycota; Agaricomycetes; Agaricales; Agrocybaceae. Gene Ontology annotation, molecular function: FAD binding. The record is from RefSeq and is a predicted model, not a curated record.
AUGUCCACCCCAAUCCUCAUCGUUGGUGCAGGCCCUACAGGCCUUACCCUGGCCCUAUCGUUAGUUCAGAAUGGAGCUUCUGUCCGUGUCGUGGAGAAACGCAGUAGCCCAUUCAUAGGACAACGUGGAGGAGGUAUUAUGCCUCGUACCCUCGAAUUGCAUGGUGUUAUUGGAACACUCCCGGACAUAUUGAAGAUAGCCGGACCACCUUUGACAACGGAACUUUACCUGCCACAGGCACGAGAGCCGUCAAAGGUCUUCGAUAUGGCGCCGUAUAUUGAGCCUACCGCAGACCGCCCAUAUCCGAACCCGGUGAUCCUCUGGCAGUCGCGUCACGAAGCGAUUCUUCGCGACCACUUGCAGAAAGCGGGUGUCGAGGUCGAAUGGGAGACUGAGAUGCAAGAUUUUGAACAACACCAAGACUGCGUUACAGUCACCCUGAAGAAAAAACUUCAAGGAAUUGACGGUGACCACGUCAUGGAGACAGUCACUACACCAUACCUGUUAUCAGCAGAAGGUGCUCACAGUAUGGUUAGAAAAAGGCUGAACUUAGGCUUCUAUGGUGAAACAACGUCUCAAAGCUAUAUCAUUGGUGAUAUUGAAGUCCUUGAGGGCUUGAAUCGUGACAGAUGGUUCUUUUGUGGAGAACCAAUGACAAAGCAGAUAUCACUUUGCGCAGGAGAAGAUUUGACGUCUAAAUAUAUGUACAUGCUGUACACUGGAGCUGAAGUCGAUCACAAAAAAGUGGCGGCCAGUCGAGAAGCAUUGAUUGAAGACAUAUAUGAGCUCACUGGAAGGCGCGAGAUUAAAUUUGGAAAUCUUCUAUGGAUUUCAUCAUAUACGCCAAAUAUUCGAACAGUCGAAAAGUACUCCCAGGGUCGAUGCUUCGUGGCUGGGGAUGCUGCGCACAUAUUUGCAUUGAGCGGCGCCCAAGGGUUAAAUUCUGGAAUUCAUGACGCAAUAAAUUUGGGAUGGAAAAUGGCGGCAGUCGUCAGGGGAUUCGCUCCUCCAUCGCUCCUCGAUUCCUAUGGACCUGAACGAUUGCCUGUCAUUGCAGAAAUGCUCGAUAAGACACGUGAAGUCCAUGAGAAGACAUUUAAGAGCUCCAUUGCCGACGAAGACAACGAUGCCUGGAACCGUGGAGGAGAUUUCGACAUGCUUCACAUGAACUAUAGAGGCAGUUCCCUUGUCAUUGACACCAUACACACGAAAGGUACACGCUACACCUUCUCCACAGGAAUUACAGUACGUGCUGGAGAUCGCGCCCCUGAUGCUCCCGGUUUGGUCCAUCGCAAAGGCACAGGUGGUCCGACAAGCCUAUUCAAGAUAUUUGGGUCGUCCUACCACACAGUGUUAAUUUUCUCCAAAGAUCAGGCCCUUUCCUCUCUCGUAAUCGCUUCACUCCAAGAAUAUCCUUCGGAAUUAUUCAAGACUGUUGUGGUUCUGCCAAAAACCCAGUCUAAAGUCGACUUCAACUCUGCACAGACCGAUUUUGUGGUAGAGGAUAGCAAUGAGCAUGCUUACGACGCAUACGUGGAACAGAACUGCGUCAGAGAGUCGACAAUUGUUAUAGUGCGACCGGAUACCUAUAUCGGAGCUAUGGUCGACAAGGAAGAAGAUGUCAGGAGAUACUUUUCACAGAUAUUCAAAGUCACCAAAUAA